This is a messenger RNA of Thecamonas trahens ATCC 50062, 1962 nucleotides long. RefSeq names its product NEK protein kinase. Lineage: Eukaryota; Apusomonadida; Apusomonadidae. Gene Ontology annotation, molecular function: ATP binding; protein kinase activity. The transcript is spliced from 2 exons. Gene Ontology annotation, biological process: protein phosphorylation. Bases 1 to 1962 code for a protein of 653 amino acids. The record is from RefSeq and is a predicted model, not a curated record.
AUGGCCACGUACGCCCUCUGCGACAAGCCUGCGCAAGUCUCAGGCGAGAGAUCAGAGUCUCGCAAGAAGAGACGCCUGCGGGCGCCGACUUCCAAGGAUAUGAGCUCGUUGAAGCAGUUUAAGAAGAUCGGGCAAAUCGGCAAGGGUUCGUUUGGAGUGGUGCACAAGGUGAUGCAUGUGGCGUCGGGCGGAGUGUACACGCUCAAGACCAUUCCGCUUGAUGGCCUCUCCGAGGCCGAGUACGACGCAUCGCUGACCGAGGCUGAGGCGCUCUCGGUGCUGGACAACGAGUACGUUGUCAAGUACUUUUCAUCGUUUCUAGAGGAUGGCGAUCUGCACAUUGUGAUGGAGUACUGUCCCGACGGCAAUCUGUUUGAGCUGCUGAAAGACGCCCGGUCGCGGCGGCGGUACCUCUCGGAGCGGCGGGUCUGGUCGCUCUUUAUCCAGCUCGCUCUCGGCCUGCAUCACAUUCACUCGCUUGGCAUCCUGCACCGUGACAUGAAGUCGGAGAACGUGUUUCUCUCGUCGUCGGCCUCCGUCCGCAUCGGCGACCUCGGCGUGGCCAAGGUCCUCGAGUCGCCGAGCCAGCUCGCACGGACCUUUGUUGGCACCCCGUACUACCUCUCGCCAGAGCUCUGUGAGGGCCUCCCAUACUCGGCCAAGUCGGACGUCUGGUCGCUCGGCUGCCUCCUCUACGAGCUCUGUACCCUCCGUCCGCCGUUCCACGGCAAGUCGCGCGGUGCGCUAAUGAUGAAGAUUCUGCGGGGCAAGUUUCCGCCCAUCUCGUCCAAGUACUCGUCCGAGCUUACAGCACUGGUCGACAAGCUCCUCGUUCGCUCGCAGCACCUUCGUCCGUCAGUCCUCGACAUUCUGCUUGAUCCGGUUGUCGUUGCCAAAGCCCACAAAUACGGUAUCCACCACGUGGUGCCCGACAAAGCCACCCCGGCCGCCAAGCGCAUCGGCGUUGCUCCGUCCGGCUCAAGCUCGGGCUACGACUCGGGAUCAGGCUCCAGCAGCGCCUACAGCUACAGCUACAGUUCGAGUCGCCCCUCCACUGUCCGAGCAAUGCGGAUGCCGAGUGACUCGGGCUCGGGCUCGGAAUCUGACUCGAGCUCCGAGUCGACGUUUAUGGACGAGUGGUCGACGCUAGUGGCCAAGCAAGGGCCGUUUGAUCCGCGUGCCCCGCGCCAAGCCGUCUUUACAACCUCGGACGACGGCUCGCUCGACCCGGACCUGCAGCGGACUGUCCGCCGCGAGCGGGCCGCGCGGUCGACAGUUGUCCACAUUGACGGUAAGGCCAAGAGCAAGGUCAAGAACAAGAGUAAGAGGAAGGGUAAGAGGAAGGGUAAGAGCAAGGGCAAGGGCAACAAGCUGGGCAAGUCGCGGUCAAAUGCGUCGUUCCGGGCGAGGGCGGCGCGGUACAAGCACCGCGGCAAGUCGAAGCGGGUUCGCGGCCGCGGACGGAAGUCAUCAUCGGCAGCAUCGUACGAGUAUGUGUACAGCGAGGAGUCGGGAAGAGGCGAUGGAAAGGAGGCCGCGGGUGGAUCCGAGUCGGCGUCGGAGCGGACCCUCCUUGUGCAGCAAAUUGUGCUCCAUCAGCAGGAGCUGGUCGACAAGAUGGACGCCGAGCGCGGGGCAGCGGUUGACGACCUGAGUGGCGACGUCGAGCUGUUCGACGAGCUGUUUGAGUUUUACAAGGAGCUGGCCAAGGACGAUGACAAGGUUCACCGCAAGGCACAGCGCGGCAAGCUCUCGCAAGCCCGCAUCGAAGAGCUUGACAACAAGCACGCCCAGAUGAUCGAGGACUUUGUCCUCUCCCGCAUCUCCGAAGACCAGUACCCGGCCAUCCAGCACAUCUACCGCAUUCUCUUCCUCCGCGAAGAGUUCAAAGAGGGCAAGAAGUUGCUCUUUCAGCUGCUUCACACUGGCGAGACUCGGUCGUCGUCGUCAUCGUCAUCGUAG